Messenger RNA from Saccostrea echinata, 1310 nucleotides. RefSeq lists its product as uncharacterized. NCBI's taxonomy places the organism in Eukaryota, Metazoa, Mollusca, Bivalvia, Ostreida, Ostreidae. The record is from RefSeq and is a predicted model, not a curated record. The transcript has 7 exons. The coding region runs from base 514 to 1218 and encodes 234 amino acids.
GCACAGGCAGAGCUACAACAGCCAAUUUCUGCAAAUGAACUUAUUUUACCCAGAAAUUUUGAGGUCCAAGGUUAUACUCCAAUCACUGUGCCAGAUGAAUGGGUUAAGGGAACAGAGCUACAAGUUCCUACCAACAUCAUCAGUGUUCCAUCAGUUGUAGGAGUGUAUGACCAGAUCAUUCAUCUACCAACCCAAACAAUCUAUGGGGAUGGUAAUUACUACCAGAGUGCAUACUCACCUCUGGUGACACCCACACCUAAUGUGGCAACAACUGGACUAUCACCUGAUUAUCCCCAGAGGUGUUCUGCUGCUCAGUUUGAAACAUGGAGUCUGAGCCCACAGAGUGUACCCACUUUUGUGGCACCAGUGGAGGCACAAACAAAAGCUAAACCAAAAAAGUCAAGGAAAAGGACUCCUAAAAAUGUUUCUCAAGGACAAUAUGCAGAUAUAAAUACGGGCAAACAUUUGACUUCCAACAGAUCAGUGGCAAAAGGGAGUAGAAAUUUGGCUAAUAUGGAUGUGAGACCCAUGCAGCAGACCACUGGGAAUCAAAUGGAAGCAACUUUGCACCAGACCCACAGUCAGAAUUCUGCCCAAUCCUCUGUCACUCAGAAAGGUGGCAAGAAAGAAGUCAAACGCAUUGUUGUUCCACCCAAAAUUCAAACAGACCCAGUAGAAUAUCCUCCAUAUGUUGCCAGAAUUAUGAGGAUCCUGAACAGACAAAAACAGGGUCAUGGGGAAUCUACUGAUGAUAAAAAGGAAAGUGUUGAUUCCACACCCAAACAAAUGACCACUGCUGGUAGAAAUGAUAAGGACAGAUCUGAUUCUACUCCUAAACAAGCUACCACUCCUGACAAAAAAGCAACAAAAACCGUGGAUUCAAGCCUUAAACAUAAGGAACCACCAAGUGUUGUAUCAAUAUCUUCAGUGCCAUCAAAGCAGUCUGCAUUGGAACAAAAGCAUAAAUCCUUGUCUGGUAGUGUUGUCCAGAAGGUCAUUGCGAAAAGUAGCCAAUUGAAAUCUGGGUCCAGAAAAGAGCCAACAUCUAUCAGAAAGACACUCACAGAGGACUACAGACCAGUGGUUAACACAGGCCUGUUACUAGAUGACUUGUUACCUAACAGUUUUACACUGUUGGAAGCAGACAAUUUCUAUGGACCAGAGAUUCUUGUCACUUCUGACUCUCACUGCUUUGUGGCGUCUGUGCCUUUCUUCUAACUGGACAAUGGAGACUUCUGAAUGUGGAGAGUGUGGACAUUUAGUGAUGGAACAUUCUCUUAGUGAACUCAAACCGCAGUCUUUCAUUAAAG